Messenger RNA from Syzygium oleosum, 2638 nucleotides. Its product is annotated as glucomannan 4-beta-mannosyltransferase 9. NCBI's taxonomy places the organism in Eukaryota, Viridiplantae, Streptophyta, Magnoliopsida, Myrtales, Myrtaceae. The record is from RefSeq and is a predicted model, not a curated record. The transcript is spliced from 9 exons. The coding region runs from base 503 to 2104 and encodes 533 amino acids. Gene Ontology annotation, cellular component: Golgi apparatus. Gene Ontology annotation, molecular function: mannan synthase activity.
AGAGAGAGAGAGAGCUUUCGUUUCGUUCUCAUUCUGUCUCUUCUCCCCCUCUCUUGUUCAUCCGUUUCUGGUUCCUGCUUCCGUCUUCGUUUGAGGGCGGUAGCAGCAGCGGAAAAGCGCUUCCAUUUUUCUUGACAGAGUUUGUCCGUCCGUCUUCGUCGAUUACUGAUUCGUCUUCUCUUUUCCAUUUUUCGUGUCGUUCUUUUUGGUGGGUCUCUUCUGCAAUGCAUCAAGAGGAGUGAUCUUUGAGCGAACGGUUCACUGACAUUUCCAGCUCUGCCUCCCAUUUCUUUUUUUCUUGCCUUCUGCUUUGCUUGACCCAGAAGCAAUAUCGCAAAGCAAAUAUUCUCUCUCAAAUUCUCUGCUUUCUUCAGAUAACUCGAUUACCAGAUCACAGAGAUCUACUUGCUUUCAUCAGCUCUACUCCCUAGCAUCACAUUCUUCUUCUCUCCCAUUGCUCUGUUUCGAGAUCGAAAAACAGAGCAAGCGAGUCUCCGUCGAAAUGGACCGGCUCUCCGCAACUAGUCUCCUUCCCGACACGUUCGAAGGAGCAAGAGACGACAUCUCCAUGCAACUGUCCUUGAUUUGGGCUCAGAUCAAAGCGCCGCUGCUCGUCCCGAUGCUCAGGAUCGCGGUGGUCCUGUGCCUGGCCAUGUCGCUGAUGCUGUUCAUCGAGAGGGUGUACAUGGCCGUUGUCAUCCUCCUGGUGAAGCUCUUCGGCCGGAAGCCGGAGAAGCGGUACAGGUGGGAGCCCAUGAAGGACGACGUCGAGCUGGGCAACUCGGCCUAUCCCAUGGUCCUGGUCCAAAUCCCAAUGUACAACGAGAGAGAGGUUUAUCAGCUCUCCAUCGGAGCCGCAUGCGGUCUCUCCUGGCCGUCCGACCGCAUCAUCAUCCAAGUCCUCGACGAUUCCACCGACCCGACGAUCAAGGACUUGGUGGAGCUGGAGUGCCAGAGGUGGGCGAGCAAGGGGAUCAACAUCAAGUACGAGAUCCGGGACAACCGGAACGGGUACAAGGCCGGGGCCCUGAAGGAGGGCAUGAAGCGGAGCUACGUGAAGCAGUGCGACUACGUCGCCAUCUUCGACGCCGACUUCCAGCCCGAGCCCGACUACCUCUGGCGGACCAUCCCUUUCCUCGUCCACAACACCGAGAUCGCCCUCGUCCAGGCCCGUUGGAAAUUCGUGAAUGCGGACGAGUGCUUGAUGACCAGAAUGCAAGAGAUGUCCCUGGAUUACCAUUUCACCGUCGAGCAAGAAGUCGGGUCCUCCACCUACGCCUUUUUCGGAUUCAACGGCACGGCGGGUGUAUGGCGUAUUGCUGCUCUGAACGAGGCGGGAGGUUGGAAGGACCGGACCACUGUGGAGGACAUGGACUUGGCAGUCAGAGCGAGCCUUAAAGGCUGGAAGUUCGUGUACCUCGGGAGUCUCAAGGUGAAAAAUGAGCUGCCUAGCACCUUCAAGGCAUACCGCUAUCAGCAACACCGUUGGUCGUGCGGUCCCGCGAAUCUUUUCAGGAAGAUGGUCAUGGAAAUCAUCCGAAAUAAGAAGGUCAAUCUAUGGAAAAAGGUGCAUGUGAUUUACAGCUUUUUUCUGGUUAGAAAGAUUGUAGCGCACAUCGUCACCUUCAUGUUCUACUGCGUUGUGUUGCCGGCGACCGUUUUUGUGCCCGAAGUCACCGUUCCCAAGUGGGGUGCAGUUUAUAUUCCUUCCAUUAUUACUCUUCUUAAUGCCGUCGGUACUCCUAGGUCACUCCAUUUGAUGGUUUUCUGGAUCCUGUUCGAGAAUGUCAUGUCGUUCCACCGAACAAAAGCGACCUUCAUCGGCCUAUUAGAAGCCGGGAGGGUGAACGAAUGGAUCGUCACCGAGAAAUUGGGGGAUGCGCUCAAAGUUAAAGCAUCUAACAAAGUGCCCAAAAAGCCUAGAUUCAGAUUUGGAGAUAGGUUACAUGUGCUAGAGCUCGGUGUUGGAGCCUACCUCUUCUUUUGCGGCUGCUACGACAUUGCCUUCGGGAAGAAUCACUACUUUAUUUACCUUUUCGCGCAAGCCAUUGCCUUCUUCAUCAUGGGAUUUGGGUACAUCGGCACCUUCGUUCCUAAUUCAUAGAACAAAUCAGGCUGCAGAAGCCGUGAAUCUGUCCCCCACAUUCUAUCAUCAGAACCUCAAAACACAAAAAAAGAAAAAUGCGGUUUGCCACACACAUUUCCCACGGCUUUUCCAUAAAGGUAACACAUUAUAUUAAAUGUCAUUCUUCCAGUUCAAGAAGGCUACCUGUCCUCUUUGUAAAUAGAAACAAGGGUUAGAAACAAGAACAGAAAGGAGAAACUACAAGAAAGAAAAGGAGUUGUAAGAGAGAGUUUGUUUUGCCGUGACAACAUUACACGGCCUCAGAGAAGAUAUAAAGGGAAGGCAGCUUAGCCAGUUCGACUUCUGCGCGAAUUCGACCAGAGGGAACGAGAAAAAAAAAAAAAAAGCACGCGUUUGAGUGAAAUUGUUUGUUGUGAGGAGCAUUUGUAUAUUUGUGUCCUCUUUUGUUUCUCUUCUUCCUUGUUUUGUUCUGCACUUCUCUUAUUUCGUUGUGAUUGAGCUUCUUUGGAAGCAAAUAAGUUUGAUAUCAAGUGGAUAAAUUCACAGUUGCAA